Molecule: messenger RNA, 5665 nt
Organism: Triplophysa rosa
Lineage: Eukaryota; Metazoa; Chordata; Actinopteri; Cypriniformes; Nemacheilidae
Product: phosphofurin acidic cluster sorting protein 1
Exons: 24
Coding region: 852-3626 (924 amino acids)
Biological process (GO): protein localization to plasma membrane
Molecular function (GO): transmembrane transporter binding
Source: RefSeq, a predicted model, not a curated record
CUUAAAGUAGCACAAUAUUAGGUGUUAUUUGGUCAUUUUUUCGUGACUAAAAAUGACUAAAUGUACUUACAUCCAUUCCUCAUCGACUCGAUUCCUAACGACUUCUGUUUCGUGUCUAGUAUCAUUGAUAACUUACCAAUCACAUGACAUGAAUAAAGUUAAUAACAGAGCUUUAAUUCAAAACGGCAUUCAGUUGUUUACAUCACUGAAUCACAGUCGGCCGUUUAACACUUUUACCAUAAAACUGUUGUCAAACACUAGUACAUAAUCUCCCACCACCACAACUGAGAGAAAACGGCGCGCUCUCUGCUCUUUAAAAUAGUAACUCCCGCCUUCUUUCGUUUAAUUGGCUAGUACCUCCCACCGUUUCAUUGGCUAUUUACUCCCAGAUUCUUUCAUUUGAUUGGCCACCUCAAUCAUUUUGACAUAGGCCGCUGCUCAGCAGGUCUGUGAUCAGUUAUCUAUUUGUUGUACAAUUUUCGUUGAACACUAUUUGCAUUUUCACCGUAUUUUUUUGACACGGAAUACACAAUUUUAUUAAAUACCAAGACUCAGAACACUCAUUCCAACGUGUCUGAAGUGAUUCAUAAACAUUAUUUCCUUGACACCCUUAGGACAAUUAAUAAUGUUAGGUUUUAAUAUAACAAAAGCGUAGUAAGCAAGUUCUUUAGCGAUUACCGUUUGAAAAGAAUAUGAAUGGUGCUGACGAUGCCCUCUACAGGCCGCUGUCAUACAGCACAAGCUCCGCCUUCAUGUGCUCCAGUGAAUCUGAUUCAUGUUCACAGAGAGCGCUGGUGCUGGGUCAAAUCAGAUCGGAUCAGAUGCGCUAGAGGAGUCGGACAGCUGAGGUGAUGAUGGCGGCAGCGCUAGAGAGAGGAGGGCUUCGGGCUGCCUUCCUGAACCCGGGCAUCGGCGGCGGAGGAGCGGCUCCGGCGGCAGCGGGCGGCGGAGGGGCUGCAUCCGCGGCCGGGGCGCUGGUGUGCGGCUCGGCGGGCUCCGGGUCCACGCCGGUCCCCAUGAACCUCUUCGCCACCUGGGAGAUCGACCGCUCGUCGUCCCCGAGCUGUGUGCCCAGGCUGUGUAGUCUGACUUUGAAGAAGCUCAUUGUACUGAAGGAGUUAGAUAAAGAAUUGAACUCGGUGCUCAUCGCUGUGAAGAUUCAGGGCUCCAAACGUGUGUUGAGAUCGAAUGAGUACAUCCUCCCGCCCAGCGGUCUGAUGGAGACGGAGCUGGAGCUGACCUUCUCACUGCAGUAUCCUCACUUUCUGAAGAGAGACGCCAACCGCUUACAGAUUCUACUGCAGAGACGAAAACGCUACAAAAACAGAACAAUCCUAGGCUACAAAACUCUUGCGGUCGGUGUCAUCAACAUGGCCGAGGUGUUGCAGCACCCGACGGAUGGAGGUCAGAUUCUGGGUCUCCAUAGCAACAUGAAGGACGCUCCUGCACGCGUGGCCGAGAUCAGCGUGUUCUCUCUGUCCAGUCAAGCCAUCGAUCACGAGUACAGCAGCGGCCGCACGAGAGCACAGAUCAAAGCCUGCGAUCGCUCUCCUGACAUGGAUAAUUAUUCUGAAGAUGACGAUGAUAGUUACUCAUCCGAGCAGGAGGCCAGUGAUGACGCUGUACACGGACAGGAUCUGUACGAUGAAGACGACGAUGUACGAAAGCUGAAAAAACCCCGACGGAAAAUGAUCAGAACGAUCUCAAUGUCACGACAACCCAACUUCAAACAGAAAUUCGUGGCGUUAUUGAAGAGAUUCAAAGUCACAGAUGAGGUUCUAGAUUCAGACCGGGUGGAUCAGACGCAGGAGGCGGAGGAGGAUUUGGAUCUGUUGUAUGACAGUCUGGAAGUUUAUAAUCCGAGUGACAGCUGUCCGGAGCUGGAAGACACCGAGAGUGUCAUGAGCACGCCCAAACCCAAACUCAAGCCGUUUUUUGAGGGCGUCUCACACUCCAGUUCUCAGACAGAGAUCGGCAGCGUUCACAGUCACAAUCAACACACACACGUCUCCGAAACGGGCUGUGACUUUCUGUCGGUGGAUGUGUGCAAAAGACCCGGAUCCCGACAUCAAGAAGAUGGUAGUAUGGACAACGCAGUUGGGGAGCUCGAUGUGGAGCAUCAUGGGACAGCAUCGACAGAUGUGUCGGCCGGUUGGGAGCCCAACACAGAUCGACCGGGCAGCUCUGUUGCAAAACUGUGCAAGACCGAAUCCCAAAAUCCCAUAUCACCCAGUAAAACAGAGAACCGGGUGCUCCGGCAGGCGAGCAGGACAUCUAUGAAGGACAGAAAGAAUUCUAAAGUUCAGAGCGACCGCACGGCCAGCGUGGACAUGGAGUUAUCACCUGAUGCCCGUUUCACCACACAGGUGCCCAGGAAAUCUGUGUAUGAUCAACUCAAUCAGAUUCUGAUCUCCGACGAGAGACUUCCUGAAAACAUCAUCCUCAUCAACACACUCGACUGGCAGGGUCAGUAUGUUGGCGAGGUUCUGCAGAAACACUCUCAGCCCAUCGUGUCCACCUGCUCGGCCGCUGAUGUACAGGCUGCGUUUAACACCAUCGUCACACGCAUUCAGAGAUUCUGUAACUGUAACGCUCAGACUCCGCCCACCAUCAAGGUUGCCGUGGCGGGUGAUCAGGGAUACCUCAGCACUGUCCUGAGAUUCUUUGUGGAUCUGCUGGCCAAUAAGACACCUGAUUGGCUGAGCUACAUCCGCUUUCUCAUCAUCCCUCUUGGUUCUCAUCCUCUUGCGAAGCAUGUGUCAUCAUUCGACAGUAAAUUUAACAGUAUGUUCAUGGACCCGUCGUGGAGAGAGCUGUUCUGUCGUUCGGAGCCUCCGACCUCAGACACUGUGGAUGUGGCGGGACGAAUCAUUCAGUAUCUCGCUGGAGCAAACGUGUCCCAUCAGUUCCCCAUCUCUGAAGCCAUGCUGACCUACAGACAGAAGAGUGCAGAUGAAGACUCGUGCCAAAAAUUUGUGCCAUUUAUUGGGGUUGUGAAGGUGGGCAUCGUGGAACACAACCUCUCAACAUCAGUGGAUUCUGAUGAUGCGUUGUGCAGUAUUAUGGGUGUGGUGUCCCCACCCACUGCACAGCCGGCCACGCCCCAUGGGAAGGAUAUAUAUGGGACUCCGCCCCCUUCACCCUCUGCAUGUGCUGCUUUCACUGGAGCUGGUUCUCCGUGCACAGGUGGAGAGUUGAUGGGGCUGCAGGUGGAUUAUUGGACGUGGCAGGGUGGAGAGAAGAAGCGUGAGGGUGAGCGGAGAGACGUGGGUUUGAAGAACACACUGAAGAGUCACUUCCGCUCUCUGCAGGUCAGCCGUCUGCCCAGCGGCGGGGAAAUGACUCCUCCUCACGGGAUGGCCAUGACUGUUGUCACUAAAGAGAAAAACAAAAAAGUGAUCUUUCUCAGUAAGAAACUGAAGGAGAAGGAUGUGGAUUCCAGGAGUCAGGUGAUUGACGGCAUCAGCAGACUCAUCUGUACGGCCAAACAUCAGCACACGAUGCUCAGAGUGUGUAUAGACGGAGUGGAGUGGAAUGAUGUGAAGUUUUUCCAGCUGGCGGCUCAGUGGCCCACACAUGUCAAACACUUUCCUGUGGGUGUGUUUGGAUACAGCAAACCGGCGUGAUGAGCACAGAAGUGAGUGGAGAAGACGAAGGAGAAAAGCCAACGUCUGUGAUUCAGUCCGGAGUUUCCUGUGGAAACUUGACCGUCUCGCAUGAAUCGUUCUCCACGUAUACAUCUAUAUUGUUGUGUGAGAGAGAGAGAGAGAGAGAGAGCGUCGUGUUUUAGAUGAGAACAGGUUGCCGUCAUACAGCGAUGGAUGGUGACAGUGAAGCACUUUGUGUUGUUUUUUUACUUGUUUUAUCGUGUCUGUGAAAUCUGGUGGAGAAUGUCGUCAGGUGCAUGAUGGGGUACUGAAGGUGUGUUGCUGUGAAUUUAGGUGGACUUUCUUCUCUCUCAAUGUUCGACCUCCGUGUGUGCGCGUCGUGGUGUUUUGUAGUGACAUUUCGAAUAUGACGAUGGAUAUUUAACCUGCUUUUUAUUCUCGAAGCACACUGUGCAGAAAGCAAAAAUGAAAUCAGUUUGGACAGAAUCAAGGUAAAGAGGCACAAAGCAGGGUCUUUUCUACACAUGAUAAACACGUUCGAGUUAUCUUGCCUUGGCACUUUAAUAUACCUCAAUAGAAACCAUGUGUAUUGAAGAAUCAUGACUGACGGUUAUUUUACACAACUCCGUCACACACGUGUACAUACAUCAUGUGACAUACAGCACAGCAUUAUUAUUGUGUGUAUGAAUGUUUUAAUCCAUCAGAUAGAUCACAGUUAACAUCACCAGAGCACAAACACUUCAGGAUUGUGUCACGUGCGUCUUUAUCUGAAAUCAUCUGAUGUGCUCCGUGUUAUUGAUCACCCGUUUCUCUUUCAUAGCUCAUGAGUUCUCAGCUGUGUUUCAUUUAAGUGUCAGUCAGAUGUUUCUCCUCAGAUUGUUUGGAAAUAAAAAGAGAAACAAAUGAGACAUGAAGAGUCUGGAGGUGUGAAAUGAAUGUGGACACUGUUGACAUCUCUUCUCAAUCUCUCGUGACAGACACGUUUCUGACUCGUUUUCUCGGGAGAAAUAUCUGACAGAUGAGCACAAGUUUCCAUUUAAUCUCAUUGAUUAUUAAGAGAAAUAGUUGUGAUAUUAAAGAGAUUUUUAUUGUUCAUUAACAUGUAGCUGGAACUUGUGCAACACAGUACUGUACGUUUCCGCUUCGAGUGUUGGUGUGAUUUUUUUUAUCCGUACAGUCCACUCAGUUGUUGAUAUUGAAAGAGCAGCACAGGAUCCAUGAAUCAGAUUUGAUUUUUGGGAUCAACUUGAUCAGAUUUAUUUAGAGUUUUGAAAUCCGAGUUCAGUCCUGCACGUUAAACAUGAACUGACGUCAGUAUUUAUUUGAGCACUAAAUAUGAAAAUCUCAUCUUUCAGUUGUAUUCGAGAGGAAACUCUUUGGUUUGGUUGAAUUGCUCUAAUAGAAGGGAAGUGUGUGUGUGUUUGUCAUGGGUUUUGGUGAUGAAUGUAUUGUAUGUACAGUAUUAAUGCUUCGAGGAUUAUUUACAGUAACUAUCUUCUCUUAUAACUGUAACCACUCAAAAUUUCAACAGAUUCCAUCAGAGCUGCUUUUUUUGGUAACUUGUAAAAGUGACCCAUUAAUAUGAUAAAUUAAGCACAAUAAUACAGAACUUGUUUUUAAGAACCACUACAAACUCUCUCCUUGUGUUCAGACAUACAGAAAUGAGGGAAAGAGUGAAUGUCUUUAUAAAAAAAAAAGUUUGUCAUUUCUUGUUUUUUGUUAGCGACCGUGUCUUUAACCCCAUUUGCUUUGUACCCGUGUUCUAAGUGUUUCAUAUAUUUAAUCACAUAAUUAAUAAAGUUCAGGUAACUGUCCCACAUUACGUUUAACCAAACGGACAACAGGAUUGUAAACUGUAACCUGUCAAAGAACAUUUAAUCUCGGACGCUGACGGCAGCACCUUUGCACAAAAACUCAUUUUGAGAGAAUUUUAAUGUAACCACUCGUGAAAUGUUGUUUAACCUUUGCAUGUUUGACAUUUGAAGUAUGUUGCAGUAUUUUAUAGCUUUAUACACUUACACAUGCAGUUGUGUUUAAAUAAAAUGUUUUUAACCUCA